AUGGCUGUUAGUAUGCAGUGUCAAACUCUCAACGCAUUCUGUUUCAAGAAAGACACAAAAAAGAAACGAAAUCAACGAGAACAAAAUCAAAUUUCCGAAUUCUCGUUACCCAGAUCAUCUCCAACGCAACUUCUUAUAUACCAGAAGCCAUCCCCGCGGACUAAACUUCAGGCACUUGGCAACGUUGUUGAUGACCUCGAAGCUUCUAUCAAAGAUGGCAUAAAGAUCGAUGAUCCAAGCAUGUUUUCUUCACUUCUUGAAACUUGCUUUAACUUAGAAGCCGUUGAACAAGGUGUCCGCAUCCAUCGAUUGAUUCCCGAAAAAGUUCUACGUAGAAACGUGGGUGUUUCAUCAAAGCUGCUUAGAUUGUAUGCUUCUAAUGGCUAUAUUGAGGAAGCCCACCAAGUGUUCGAUUAUAUGUCUGAGAGAAAUUCGUCUGCUUUUGCCUGGAAUUCACUUAUAUCGGGAUAUUCCGAAAUGGGUUUGUACGAGGACGCGUUGGCAUUGUAUUUCCAAAUGGUGGAAGAGGAUGUAGAGCCUGACGGUUUCACAUUCCCUCGUGUUCUUAAAGCUUGCGGCGGCUUGGGUUUGAUUCAUGUUGGUGAGGAAGUUCACCGUGAGAUAAUUCGUCGUGGUUAUGGAAACAACGGUUUUGUGCUUAAUGGGUUGGUGGACAUGUACGCAAAGUGUGGUAACAUUGUGCGUGCACGCAAAGUGUUCGAUAAAAUUCCUUCAAAAGAUGUAGUUUCUUGGAACUCGAUGCUUACAGGCUAUGUUAAACAUGAGCUCCUAUUCGACGCCACCGUUAUCUUUAGACGUAUGAUCCAAGAUGGGUUUGAGCCAGAUUCCAUUUCGAUAUCCACGAUUCUUACAGCUCGGCCGUCGCUAAAACUUGUAUCCCAAAUCCACGGAUGGGUUCUUCGUAAAGGAACCGAAUGGAGUUUACCAAUCGCGAAUUCACUCAUUUUCAUGUACUCAAAUCAAGGCAGGUUGGAUAGAGCACGACGGCUGUUCGACAAAAUGCCUGAAAGAGAUUUGAUUUCUUGGAACACCAUGAUUUCUGUACACAAUAAACACCCAAAUGCCAUUGUUUACUUCAAUCGAAUGUUGAAUGCCAACAUCUCUCCUGAUGCCAUUACAUUCGUUUCCGUAUUAACAGCUUAUGCUCAUUUGAGAAUGGUGAAAGAUGGGGAACGAUCGUUUUCGAUGAUGGAGAAAUACGGAAUAAUUCCGAGUAUGGAACACUAUGCAUGUUUGGUGAAUCUGUAUGGCAGGGCUGGAUUGAUUGACGAAGCUUACAAAGUGAUUACAGAUAAAAUGCAAUUUGCAGCUGGUCCAACAGUUUGGGGUGCAUUAUUACAUGCUUGUUGUGUUCAUGGGAAUGUAGAAAUUGGGGAAAUUGCUGCUGAAAAUUUGUUUGAAAUGGAGCCUGAUAAUGAUCACAAUUUCAAGCUUUUGAUGCAGAUUUAUGGCGAAGUGGGUCGUCUGGAAGAUGUGGAAAGAGUGAGAGUGAUGAUGGUGAGUAGAGGGUUCGACUUUUAGAAGAUGUGAAUGGAAGUAAUUAUAUUUAUUGAAUUAAUUAAAGCUGUAGUGUAUGAAUAAAUGGUUUCCCAUGGUAUAAAUUACAUAUUAGAUGAUUGG
This is a messenger RNA of Cynara cardunculus var. scolymus (artichoke), 1641 nucleotides long. RefSeq names its product pentatricopeptide repeat-containing protein At4g25270, chloroplastic. The transcript has a single exon. NCBI's taxonomy places the organism in Eukaryota, Viridiplantae, Streptophyta, Magnoliopsida, Asterales, Asteraceae. The coding region runs from base 1 to 1542 and encodes 513 amino acids. The record is from RefSeq and is a predicted model, not a curated record. Gene Ontology annotation, biological process: RNA modification. Gene Ontology annotation, molecular function: protein binding; RNA binding.